CUCGACUUCAUGUUCCCCGUCGCGCUGAGCGCGUCCAUCUCGCUCUCCAUGACCUUGUUCUCCGGCAAGAGCUCGAGCUGCUCUGGCCACUCUGGCACGCAGUCCGCGCCGCUCGCGCUCGCGAUCCUCGACCGCCACGCGGGCCUCCCGACGCCAACGCUCACGUCCAGCCUGAAGCCUCGAAGCCGUCUCUCCCCCCCUCGCUGUCGGCUUGCUGCCACUCUCCCAUGCUCGCCGCCUGCAACAGUCGAUGUGCACGCUCAAGACCAUGCUCUCAUCAAGCUUCGCCAUCUGGCAGAGCCUUGCCGCCGACUCACUCCCACCCUCUUGUGUCCACGCUUGAGUAGUCUCCGCCUCGCUCACCCCGUACGUGUCAAAGAUCACUAUGCUCAAGCUGCUCCCGAUGACAUCUUUUCAUACCAAGGCUCCCCAAUUAGCAUCACCACGUUCCUGCAGCCCGACAUCUGCCCCACGCUCGAGACCCUCCAGCACGCGCUCGCCCACCUUCUCCGCACCACCCACGCCCUCGCGGAACGCGCCCACGCCCGAGCUACACAUGCCGACUGCACUCUCCGCCGCAUCGGCAUCCGCAGGAUGGGCAUCUCGCGCCUGUACCCAAACUGGCCGAGCCACGCACAAGACCACUUUCACUCGCUCCUGCAGCACCACACGCUCUUCCCCGCACUCGAGACCGUGUGCACGGUCGGCUUCCUCGUUGACGCGUGCACAGACCAGUUUGCACACGACAUCUUCAUCGGGAAGUUUGAGGAGCAGGGCUUGAUAUGCAGGACGGGAAGGGCGUCGUAUGGCUAUACACCGACCCUGCAGAUGGCAAGCAGGAGAUCGUCGCAUAGGACGAGAUCGUCGUGGAGUAUCAUGUGA
Messenger RNA from Rhodofomes roseus, 882 nucleotides. RefSeq lists its product as uncharacterized. The record is from RefSeq and is a predicted model, not a curated record. The transcript has 3 exons. The coding region runs from base 10 to 882 and encodes 290 amino acids. NCBI's taxonomy places the organism in Eukaryota, Fungi, Basidiomycota, Agaricomycetes, Polyporales, Fomitopsidaceae.